AUGUCCUCCUUGUUGUCUUAUGCAGGCUGGUAUUUCCUGCCCUCACUCGUUGCAUCAUGGGUCCAGUCUUUCUACUAUAGCGUCACCAUUCGCGCCGGCGAACCAAAGCCUACUCCAGGCUCACCUCGCUAUCUACGACACAGGCGGAACAUUCAGAUUGGAGUCAUUGCCGUGUAUCUGCUGUACACAAUAUACGAGGCCGAUUGGUCAUUACAGCGAUCUGGCGACUUUUACCAAGACCUGGGAUUGACUCCCGAUGUGGAUGUGAAGGCAAUAAACUCGAAAUUUCGGAAACUAACCCUCAUACAUCAUCCUGACAAAGUUCAUGGGGAUGCGAAAGCGGAAGCUGAGCAAUAUUAUGUGCACAUCAACCAAGCUCGCGAAACCCUCAUCGAUCCCGUGAAGCGAUUCGCCUAUGAUCGAUUCGGUCCGGAGAUUCUGGAGUACAAGCAUUGCAAGACGAUCGGAGAUUAUGUGAAAACCGGCGCAAUGCGGAUAGCGCCAUCUUAUGCUGCGCUGGGGUUCUUGCUGCUCGUGUCCAACUUUCUGGGAUAUUUGGAAGCAGGGCGAUACUGGAGAUAUUUCACCUUCGCGGCCAUGCUUGCGUUCGAAGCAUACACCAUCACGCGACCGACCGGACCAGCGAUUGCCACUCGUGUUUUGAAUCCGCUGUUCCAAACCUUCAACCUCCACGCACCGUACCUGCCUUUCCAGAUUCUUGCACUCGCACGACGGACAGCCAUCGCAAUAUAUAUCGCGUUAUCUCAAAUCCAACCUCUCAUCGCACUCACCUUCAUCAACAGGUCGGGGAGCAUGGCCAGUGAGCAGCAAGUUCAGACCCAGCUCAACCGCCUCGAUGCCCUGACCCGGUCAUACGAUCUGGAAACGUCUCGGCUCCUCACCCUUGAAAUGGCGCCGUUCGCCGAGGACGCGGACCGGCAACGCCUGGUGCGCGAGCAGCUGAAAGAAUGGCUCGUUCAAAACACGAUCCGAUCCGACCCCGAGGUUCGGGACGCGAUGGGAAGAGUGCUGAAGAGAAAACGAGAAGGAGUACCCGCUGGGGCGAAGGGGACGAGAUCACUGCGGAGCCAGAGCACGAGCUAG
This is a messenger RNA of Eremomyces bilateralis CBS 781.70, 1104 nucleotides long. RefSeq names its product membrane associated DnaJ chaperone-like protein. Bases 1 to 1104 code for a protein of 367 amino acids. Lineage: Eukaryota; Fungi; Ascomycota; Dothideomycetes; Eremomycetales; Eremomycetaceae. The transcript is spliced from 4 exons. The record is from RefSeq and is a predicted model, not a curated record.